UGUACAAUAGGUUGUUGUGUCAUAGAAUAGAUCACGUGUCUACUUUACCAUACAAGCAAGAAAACCUCUGUUCUUGAUCUUGCUGGCCGGCUCAAUUCACUCAGGAAGGCUGCUUUAAGGAGUACGUGCAAGACAGACUAUAUUAAAAGAUAUUCCCUUGAGGAUGGCCAUGGAAGGGUUGGAGUCCAUCCCCCACAUCAGUGAGAGAAUUAAGAGCGAUAAACUACCCGUCAAGUACGAGUACAAACGUCCCGUUUUCCUCGAGAUAUCGCAACAAGAAGCCGAUCAAUCGACGGAUCACGGCCUACGAAUUAUCCUCACCCCCCACAAUGUUUUACAAAUGCCGUGGCACUCGGGGUACGCUGAAACGAUAAAUUCUGGGAAAAGUCUUUACUCUAAUGAGGAUCAAGCUGCGAUGCACGUCACACAUCUUACUUUUCACGACACGGACAAAGACCAGGCUAUGACAAUCCCGUAUGUUUUCUUUGGGAUAUUUGACGGUCAUGCUGGUACCGGUGCUGCUCUGACAACGGCUAACACGAUUCAUUGUCACAUCAAGGACAGGCUCACUGCAAUCCGCCACUUUCUUGCGCGUGAAACAGCCAAUGUGGUAGCUGAAGACGACCCUGGACUAGGGUUUAUUACAGAGGCUAUACCAACUGAAUCUUUGGUAAUCGGUGCUAUGGAAGAGGCUUUUACGGAGAUGGAUGAUCAAAUACGACGGGAGAGAGAGACGUAUCGUAUCAAAGGAGGUUGUACGGCCAUUGUUGCUCUGUAUCUACAGAGUAAGCUCUAUGUAGCAAACGCUGGAGAUUGUCGGUGUAUUUUAUUGACGGAAAAUUGCACCAAGAUAACGGAGCUAUCAAUGGAUUUCACACCGGAGACAGAUAGAAAACGACUUCAAACUUUGGGCUACCUACAACCACAGCUCCUUGGCAAGUAUUUUGGUCGAAUUGAGUACCAGCGACGAUUGAGAAAGAAGGAUAUUGGUCAGCGAGUGUUGUACCGAGAUCGUCACAUGGCUGGGUGGGGCUAUCGCACAGUUUCAGAGGACGACGUCAAUCGUGUUCCCAUGAUUAUUGGCCAUGGUAAACGAGCUCGACUCAUGGCUACUAUUGGGACCACUAGAGGAUUUGGAGACCAUGAUUUGGAGGCUCCUGGAGGACAGUGGAUUAAACCAUUUCUAACCCCGGUGCCAGAAGUUCGAGUGCAUGAUUUGUCCGAGCAUGACUACAAACCAAAUGAUGUAAUGAUAUUAGCUUCCGACGGUCUUUGGGAGCGAAUCACAAACGAAGAAGCUCAGGAAAUUGCACAAGAGACGCUCGAAAAACAUCCGAUAGAUGAGAAGAUUUACACGAACAUUGCACACGGUCUCAUCCACGCUGCUAGGGGCACAAUUGGCAAGAAGGGGUGGCGAACAAAGAAGGAUCAAAUCGCCAGUGGUGACGACAUAACUGUUUUCGUAGUCCCGUUGAACUGUCAUAGAACAGUACCGGAAUCUGGUUGCCUAGGAGAGAUGUACGACAAUCCGUUAGAGUCGAACCCCAUCACUUACGCGUCUGGGUCAGUGGAGGAGAGUGUUUCUAAGCAGUAGGAUAAUUCACUGGUUUAGUAUUUUUGUAUACAGGUGUAUGUUUGAGUUGAGUUGUGUAUAUUGUAUAUUAAUUUGGUUAAUUGUGUAUACUUG
Halichondria panicea is the source of this 1687-nucleotide messenger RNA. RefSeq names its product protein phosphatase 1H-like. Gene Ontology annotation, molecular function: protein serine/threonine phosphatase activity; cation binding. Gene Ontology annotation, biological process: protein dephosphorylation. The transcript is spliced from 2 exons. The coding region runs from base 164 to 1594 and encodes 476 amino acids. The record is from RefSeq and is a predicted model, not a curated record. NCBI's taxonomy places the organism in Eukaryota, Metazoa, Porifera, Demospongiae, Suberitida, Halichondriidae.